This is a messenger RNA of Girardinichthys multiradiatus, 2140 nucleotides long. RefSeq names its product DNA damage-inducible transcript 4-like protein. Gene Ontology annotation, biological process: negative regulation of signal transduction. The record is from RefSeq and is a predicted model, not a curated record. Lineage: Eukaryota; Metazoa; Chordata; Actinopteri; Cyprinodontiformes; Goodeidae. The transcript is spliced from 3 exons. Gene Ontology annotation, cellular component: cytoplasm. Bases 176 to 772 code for a protein of 198 amino acids.
GAGUUGAUGAAGGUAUAAAUAUUACUGGAAAGUUCUACCGUAUCCAUCGCGUUUGAAUGUGAGGGGACGUAUGCCGAGAGAAAAGUGACGCGGGGGCUGAUUUAUUUAUUUAUUUAUAAGUUAUUAUUGCACUUAACGUUAAGUCUUUAAGGCGGCUCUAUUGAACAGUGGAUAAAUGAGAACAGUCACCAUGGUCGCAACCAAUAAAUUGAAGACCAAGAGCUCCGAGUGCAUUUCGGACCUUGUUGAAAGGCGAGACGACCAGGUGUGCGUCGAGAAAGAGUUGGAUUUCUGGGAUCACUGCAUGGCCGAGCCCCAUAUGGCUGCAGAUGUAACAGAGGACAGAAGCUGCCACCAGUUGGCGAAGAUGUUUGAAAACUGCCUGUCCCGGGCCAAGAAAACAACAUUGCACUGUUCCUCUGUGCUGGUACCAGAGAAGCUGACGCGAAGGAUAGCUCGUGAGGUCCUUUGGCUGGCGUCCUGUGAGCCCUGCGGCCUGCGUGGCUGCGUCCUGUAUAUCCACCUGGAGCUGGAGAAGGGCUGGAAGCAGCUGGAGCGCAUUGCAUACGAUGCCUCGGUGGUGCCCACAUUCGAGCUGACUCUUGUGUUCAAGCAGGACGGUUCAGCAUGGCCCAGCCUGCGGGACUUUCUCUUCAUGGGUUCCUGCUUUGGCCCAAGUUUCAGGAACGUGCUUAAACUGAGUCCAGGUUUCCGACUGGUCAAGAAAAAACUGUACUCCUCCUCGGCUGGGACCGUGAUAGAGGGGUGUUGAACUAUGUUGGAAUUGGCAGGGGAAAAGGGGCUCCAUGUGAGGGGAAAUGCACUUAAAACUAAAUGUGAGACCAAAGUUGUCACAUUUUCCACUCUUGUACAACAGUUUGUCACUCCCAGCCUUCAGCCAGUCAGCUUUGGAUGAAAGGUUAAGAUUUUAAAGACAAAACAAGCCAGAUAUUUCUGACUUUAGCUUCAGAGUCCUAAAAAUUCCCUUUUGUUUUCCUUAGAGCAGUUCUUUGCUCAAGCACCAUUUUACAAUUUACCUUUCAAAAUGAAUGUUGGCAUUCACAACAUGUUUGCAAGGGACAUACUGUGGGUAUUCUGUUGAAGGCACUAGCCACUUUGUAGACACUUCUGUGUUUCCAGAUGCGUUGAAUGUUAAGCUGUAGUAAUUUGAGGGGAGUUGUUUUCUUUCAAAAAAAUAAAAACAUAGGUUUGCUGUUUAGGAAGAGGAUUGUUUUAAUGCUUGGAUAUUACAGUUCUCAAAACACUGCUCAAGAUCAAAGAAACUUUCAUGCAUGCAUAUAUGCUCUGUUCCUUUUCAGUAGUGUCGGGGCUAAGAAGUAACGCCUCCUGCACAAAUUCUCUGUAAUUGUGCAACCUUGUGCUUUUCCUCUGAUCAGAGAUUUGCAUCUCUGGGAACAAUAAUUCUGCCUGAGCGAUCAAAGAGUUGAGAGUGCAAAGGUCAAGAAUGAAUUGAUGGAUCUUUUUUAGUGUCAUACAAACAAAAACUACGAUGAAAACAAAAAUUGUAAGGAAAAUGUAUAUUACAACUUAGAAGUUUUGGCAGCAGUGAUGCAUCUUCUGAGGAAUUCUGGUUUUACACAUAAGCAGAGGAAGUUAGAGCAGCAACUCAAAUAUGAGAGUUUUGUUCAAGAGGCAAUAAAUCUAAUUACAGAAAAAAAUUGUUUCAACAAUAAGUUUGUUUUUUGGGGGGGUUUUUUUUGUAGGUUAGUUUUUUCCAGUAUUAGCAGAGUUGUAAGGGAGAGCAGUACAAUAAUUGCACAAAUCUGAGUAAAAAUGUGUGCUCCUGGACUUUUGAAAGGAAUAAUUUACAGUAAAAGAAUGUGGGGCUGGCAUCCAGAGCAUUGUGUGGUCUUUGGUCAGCCAUAUGUAUCAUAGUUGUGAUGCUGUGUUCAGGGCUGCAAACAUUUUAAAAAAAUUGUAAAGCUGCUGUUAUGAUGUAAGCUUGUCACACUAGGGAACACGGAGGCCUUAACGCUUAUAGAAAUGUACGUUCUGCACUCUGAUCACAGCAGUGAACUGUUCUGUGUAUGUUUUAAUGCAUUUUUAUUUUUAUACUGACAGAUGUACCUUUUCAAAGCAAGAGCCUUUAUAUACAAUUAAAAGUUUGCUUCACUCAGUA